GGUCGCGCCUACAGUAAGUUAUUCGCUGAUAGCGAGUGAACCGACGAUAAACGGUCGGUGAUAAGGGCAUACCGCUUUGGCGGUAUUCUGUAGAAGGCGGGAAUGUUUGAAAACCAUGUUUGCGUGUGUAUCAAUGAAUUCGAGUGAUGAUCCUAGAUCCUAUGGCAUUUUUAUGACCAUUUGACAUUUUUUUGCAAAAAUGAAAAAUGAAUGAUGGUCAAAAGUGUAAGGUGUAAUGCUGUGGUCGAAUAAAUAAUAAAAAUAUAAAAUAUCAAUAUAAUUAAUUAAUUAAUCAGCCGUGCGAUUUCGUUACCCGCAUGGGUUACCUGCCUUGACUCUUGUUAUUGUCGCCGUUCCAAGACAAUGUACUGCCGACGUCCGACAAACCGUUCUUAAACAUCCGACUGCCGUCCGUCGCUGUUCAUUAUUUUGUAAAACAAAAAAAACAGCGGACAACACAAUGAAUAAGACCAAGACCGAAAUCGUUAUAAUGGCGGGUGUCACCGUCACAAAUUUAAUCAUAAAUGGGGCGGUGCACACCCUGCACCUUGGCGCAGUACCGGGCGUUCCGGCUGCAGCAUCCGCGGCACCGCCGACCAAGACCACCAACGCGGCGCUCGAUCCGCCGCCGCAAAAGGCGCUGAAACGUCGAUGUUAUCGAUGCAACCGCACCGGCCAUACGAUCCGGCAAUGCCUCGCCCCCCACACACCUUGGAGACGUCAUAGUGUGACAUCGGCCCGUGGUAGGCAGAUGUCCCUAGUGACAAGGCCGCCGCGGAGUCUUUCCGAAAGGUCGAGGACACCGGCCCUCGAAAAAAAUUCUGCUGCCCACCCGAUUUCUCCCACCACCACCGAGUCAUCCGACAUGAAUGAAAGUGGACCACCCCACCUGUGGUAUUGGAGAGACCACUAUGUUGGAUGAAUCCUAUCAAUCGGCGGUGGCGGUGGUGUCUCAUAUGACAAUAUAACUGUAAGUAAGUUGUCAAUUGGAUAUUUUUUUUUAAUGCAAUUAUUAUAACAAUAUUUUUUUCCUUUAAUAUUUUUCAG
Messenger RNA from Metopolophium dirhodum (rose-grain aphid), 1047 nucleotides. RefSeq lists its product as uncharacterized. Bases 461 to 922 code for a protein of 153 amino acids. Gene Ontology annotation, molecular function: nucleic acid binding; zinc ion binding. NCBI's taxonomy places the organism in Eukaryota, Metazoa, Arthropoda, Insecta, Hemiptera, Aphididae. The transcript has 6 exons. The record is from RefSeq and is a predicted model, not a curated record.